AUGAACAGGACAAAGGUCGUCCCCUUGCCCAAGUUUGGUGAAUGGGAUGUGAACGAUCCAGCAUCAGCUGAAGGUUUCACAGUCAUAUUCAACAAAGCUAGGGAUGAGAAGAAGACCGGUGGCAAACCCGGAUCACCUGGUAAAUCCACUGAUGGUCAUGCUAAGUCCGGAGGAGGAGGAGGAGGUGAUCCUAGUAAACCCCAGCCCAAAAAAUGGCUCUGCUGCAUGCAAUCUCCAGCUGUGGACUCCUGAAAUGACACAAAGAUGGAUUUUGCUUGCCUCCCCUCCCCUAAAGAAAAGUCACAUUGCUUAGAGAUCUAAAGCAAUGAUAUUUUAUGUUUUUUAUUGUCUUUCUUGAAAAGUACCCACAACAACAAAAAAAAAAAGGUUCCUAAGAUGAGUUUGGAGCAACCCACUUUUAGUAUCA
This is a messenger RNA of Raphanus sativus (radish), 427 nucleotides long. Its product is annotated as protein NOI4-like. The transcript has 2 exons. Lineage: Eukaryota; Viridiplantae; Streptophyta; Magnoliopsida; Brassicales; Brassicaceae. Bases 1 to 252 code for a protein of 83 amino acids. The record is from RefSeq and is a predicted model, not a curated record.